UUUGUGAGCCUUUCUGUCUGAAACAGUGUUGAAAUCCAACAAAAUCAUACACUUUUUAGAGCUUUGUGCAAAGUCCGAUAGGUUACGCUACAAAGAAACUUGACAGCAAGGGAAGAGGGAGAAUAUGUUUGGAAAAGAAGAAGGAAAAAAUCAAAACAUUUUUUGUAGCGUCUUUUGCAGCUUUGUGGUUCGCAGCUUCGUGACGUCUUUCGCAGCAUUUUAGCACCCUUAUACGCAUUUGUGUUGAUAUUUAAGUUAGUUUUCUACAUGAAAAAGGACUCAAAUGAGAAAAAAGUCUCGGUUAUAAACAAAUUGUGUGGCAAAAAUCGCCAUUUGCAGGCUCUGCGUAAGUCUGGCGUUUUAUACCGAAGAGCCGCAAAACUGUUGAAGCAGUAUAAAGAAUCGGUGGAAGAUAUUGUGAAAGUGGUAUCACCAUCAGAACUACAAGCAGCGUCGACUUCACCGGAGCUGUUCGAUGGCAAGAAUACCGAUAUGGCAUCAUCAGUUGAUCCCGAACACAUGCUUUUUCAAGAAACUCAGGAUUUGGAACUGAACCUAAGUGAAUCGGAAGAUGAAGCAUCGAUGGACGACGAAGAUCAGAACAUAAGAUCUGAGGACGAUGAAAACGAUCCUGACUACACCAAAAUGACAAGCGAAGAGGGCUUACGGUAUUGGGAGCUAGCUCGAUCAGAAUCGCACGCAUCUUUAAAAAGUUUGCUAAAGUAUCUUCGAGCCAACAUAGAUCUCCGUGUGCCUAAAGAUCCAAAGACAUUGCUGCGGACACGACGAAAUCCUCGAAUCGACGAAUUUCGUCUAUAGGAAAUGGCCAAUUUUUUGUAUAAUGGAAUACGCCACUGCUUGACAAGUGAAAUGCGAAAACAUACCGCAGUGCCACAGACGCUUCAGUACGAUCUUAACAUCGAUGGCCUUCCUCUUAAUACGCGAUCUUAAACACAGUUCUGGCCAAUUUUGUUGUAGGUUGUUGACCAGCCGAAUCGGUGUCACAACGAAUGGUCUUUUUGGAUACGUCUGCGCCAAAGCGCACUCACAAAGGAUUUUUAGAUGGAGAUUAUAUUCUGCAUUGUACGGGGUCCACGCCGUUGAUUGAUUUGGACGAAUUUGACAUCAUUCUGGAUAUGAUUGUUGUUGAUCAUCUCCAUCAAAUAGACAUUGGUGUUACAAAAAACUUACUUCACAUUUGGUACAUGGGAGUGUUACAAGAAUGGAAAAGAUGGAAUCGCCAGCAACGUGAAGAAUUUAAACAAAGACUCCUAAAAAAAAUUCCCCUUUGAAACGAGCCAAAAAAUGCGCCCGAUUGACGACCUAGCAUAUUGGAAAGUGUCACAUUCCAUCAUCUUGUCACAAGGGUUAUGACAGAUAUGCACAACAGUGUAUAGGGGGCUUAAGGCACGCCAAUGCGGGGCGCGAUUCAUGUGACGUUUGGCCACUGAACGAUGAUUCGGGAACAACGCUUGAGACGAAAUAGAACUAAACAAGAACUACCAAAAUUCCGGCUUGUGUCGAAUUUAUUAGUGGCGACGAGGAUUAAACUAAAGGAAGGAAAAUGGCACAAGAAAGUAUCCAGCAAGCGAUUCUUCAAAUGACGCAAAUUUUGCAGCAGCUUGCGCAACCAACUCCAGCACCUUCCAACCCGGAGAAGACUCUUGAAGCUUUGGCAACUAACAUAAGCGAGUUUUCGUUCGACCCGGAUAAAGGCAUUACAUUCGAAAAGUGGUUUUCCAGAUACACAGACCUUUUCGAUUCAGACGCAGGAAGCUUGGACGAUGCGGCCAAAGUGCGCUUGCUCAUGAGGAAGCUGGACACAUCAUCGCACACCCGGUAUGCAAAUUACAUUUUACCAAAACUUCCUAAGGACAUCAACUUCACGGACACCAUUGCAACACUUGGUAAAAUCUUCGGUGAGCAGACUUCCAUCUUCAACAAAAGAUACCAAUGCUUGCAGCUUAUCAAAUCAGACGCAGAGGAUAUCAUCACAUACGGAGGGAAAGUAAACCGUGCUUGCGAAGAUUUUGAUUUUAAAAACAUGAAAAUCGACCAAUUCAAAUGCUUAGUUUUUAUUUGCGGUCUCAAGGGUCAUAGCUACGCGGAUGUUCGAGCUAGGCUGCUCUCCCGGAUCGAGAACGAAUCAGCAGACGCACCCAUCACCUUGCAGAAUCUGAUUGAUGAGUACCAGCGACUCGUUAAUCUGAAAACAGACACUUCCAUAAUCGAGCACCAGUCAAACUCGAAACCAUCGGUGUACGCAGUUACUUCUAAGGUAAACAAUCGUCAACAACACUUCCCGAAGCCGGAUCAGAAAACACCCCGUACUCCUUGCUGGCAAUGCGGUCAGAUGCACUACAUUCGCGAUUGUCCAUUUUCAAAACAUCAGUGUCAACAAUGCAAUCGUGUAGGACACAAGGAGGGCUAUUGUGCCUGUUUUUCAAAACAAUCCAACGCAGGUGACAACACAAAUUCAACACCGUCAUCAUCACAGUCAGCUACACAAAACGGUAAGAAACCUUUCAACAAAAACAAAGCUAAAAAAGAGGGACAGCAGAGAGGAGUUUUUGCGGUAAACAAAGAAGGCGUUGUUGCUAGACGCAAAUACGUGGAAGUUCACAUCAACAACAAUAGUAUCGAACUGCAGCUAGAUUGUGGUUCAGAUUACACAAUUGUAUCAAAGGACACACUAACCCUUCUUGGCAACCCCGAAAUACAUGCAACGGCAUUGCAAGUCAAAACCGCCUCAGGUAAAUCUCUCCCCUUAGUGUCCUGCGAUAUCUCUUUUCGAGACAUACUUCUCGAAUUUUCCUGCGAUAUCUCUUUUCGAGACAUAACGGUAACCGGUACAUGUUACGUAACGCCGGUGGUUGGAUUCAAUGUAUUAGGUAGCGAACUAAUGGAAGCGUUCGGUCUAUUUGAUAUUCCAAUCAAUGAAUAUUGUAAACAAGUUACCGGACCAUCAGAAACUACCACCAUUAACAACCUGGUAGGAAAAUUUCCAACUUUAUUUGAAGAUGGAUUGGGACGAAGCAUCAAAACAAAGGUGAAACUGUUUUUGGUAGACGGAGCGACUCCUGUUUUCAAACCCAAGCGACCAGUUCCGUAUCACUCACAAAGACUGGUAGAGAAGGAGUUGCUAAGACUUCAACGUUUGAAUGUAAUCGAGCUAAUCGAAUAUUCAGACUGGGCUGCACCAAUCGUGGUUGUGCGAAAGGCUCAAACAGAUGCUGACGGCGAUCCUGUAGUACGCAUAAGUGCAGACUAUUCGACAGGGUUGAAUGAAAGGCUAGAAGCAAACAAAUAUCCGCUACCCACACCAGAUGAGAUCAUUGCUAAACUAGCAGGAAGUCAAUAUUUCAGUACAAUUGACUUAUCCGACGCCUAUUUGCAGAUCGAGGUGGAAGAACAAUCACAAAAAGUCCUCACAAUAAACACACACAAAGGACUGUUCAAGUACAAGCGUCUCCCACCAGGCGUAAAAUCAGCUCCAGGGGCCUUCCAAAAGGUAGUUGACAACAUGCUCAGCGACUUAGAAGGUGCCCAAUCCUUCCUUGAUGAUAUUUUGGUAUUUGGACGAACACGUAUAGAGCAUGACAGAAACUUGGAACAAACACUAACAAAAAUCCAAGAGUACGGGUUCAAAUUGAAGGCAGAGAAAUGCAAAUUUCGAAUGACACAAGUCAAAUACCUAGGCCAUAUUAUCAGCGGGAAAGGUGUGUCUACAGAUCCGGAGAAAGUAGCAUCCAUAGCAAAGAUGCCAGUUCCGAAGAAUAUAUCAGAGCUACAAUCAUUUCUAGGAGCAGUGAAUUACUAUGCAAGAUUCAUUCGGGAAAUGCACACAUUGCGCAAACCACUAGAUGAACUGCUGAAACAAAAUGUAGCAUGGAACUGGAACGACAACUGCCAAAAAUCGUUUGAUCGAUUCAAAGAGCUUCUACAGUCAGACCUUAUGCUUACACACUUCAAUCCAGAGCUAGAAAUAAUUGUAGCCGCAGACGCAUCCAACAGUGGUAUCGGUGCUACAAUUAGACACAGGUUCCCUGACAACAGUGAAAAGAUCAUUCAGCACGCAUCACGAUCAUUAACACCAGCGGAACAAAAAUAUGGUCAAAUUGACAAAGAAGCAUUGGCUCUGGUUUAUGCAGUGACUAAAUUUCACCGCAUGAUUCUUGGCAGACGGUUUGUGUUGGAAACAGAUCACCAACCGCUACCUCGCAUUUUCGGCUCGCAUAAAGGCAUCCCAACACACACAUCGAACAGAUUGCCGCGGUUUGGAUUAACACUAAUGUGUUAUGAUUUCGAACUGCGAUACACUUCAACAACAAAAUUUGGCUAUGCUGAUUUCCUCUCCAGACUCAUCAAUACAGCAAACAAGGUAGAAGAGGAGUACAUAAUUGCAUCAGUGCAAUUGGAAGAGGAGAUGACAGCUGUUCUGCAAGAUUCGGCCGACAAAAUGCCAAUCACAUCAAAUAUGAUCGCUAAAGCCACACAACACGAUGAAAUGUUAAACCGUAUCAUUGAAUACAUACUCAAUGGUUGGCCAACUAGCGCAAAAGAAUGCGAACAUCCAGGAGAUUCAUCUUUCUAUCAACCCAAAGAAGGGCUGACUCUAACUCAAGGAUGCAUUCUGUUUGGAGAACGCGUGGUCAUACCAUCAGUCUUCCAAAAGCGUGUUCUGAAAAUGCUACAUCAAGGGCAUCCAGGCAUUGUAAGAAUGAAAAGUCUCGCAAGAAGUAUUGUUUACUGGCCCAACAUUGACAAGCAGAUUGAGGAUGAAGUAAAACAGUGUAAGAGUUGUGCAUCAGCUUCAAAAUCUCCACCGCACGCUCCACCAGAGUCUUGGCCAACACCAACUGGUCCGUGGCAAAGGGUCCAUAUAGACUAUGCUGGACCAUUUCAAGGUCAAUACUUUUUCCUCGUAGUUGAUGCUUAUUCUCGUUGGCCAGAAAUCUUCGCAACAUCAACCACAACAGCGACGGUCACAAUACAAUUCCUUAGAGGCUGCUUUGCGCGGUUUGGAUUACCGAAUGUGAUUGUCUCCGACAAUGCGAGGGCAUUCACGGGAGAUGAAUUCAAUAAUUUCUGCAAGUCCAACGGCAUCAUUCACAUACGAACCGCUCCCUAUCAUCCACAAUCCAAUGGACAAGUGGAACGGUUUGUAGACACCAUGAAGAGAGCCCUAAAGAAAAUUAACAAGGGAGAGCCUAUGCAGGAAACAUUGGACACAUUCUUGGCAUCGUAUCGGUCGACACCAAACGCUACAAUAGGACAAAGAACACCAAGUGAAAUGAUGUUUUCUUGGAACAUGCGGACUACACUCGACCUACUGCGUCCUUACAAGAGUCCUGAAACAGACAAACCGCAGCACAACAAGCAGAAGCGACAAUUUUGUCCCAACGACAAUGUAUACACAAAAGUAUACAAGGGGAACUCCUGGCAUUGGGAAUCGGGUCGAGUAAUUGAACGGGUUGGUACAGUUAAUUACAAUGUAUUUUUAGAUCAAAAAGGAAUACUCAUCAGAUCGCACCUAAACCAACUUCGAGCUCGACACGAAUCUACAUCAGACGAAGGUGAUAUCGAUGAAGGACGUCAAGAUCAACUAUCACUGGAUGUUCUACUCGAUGAGUUCAACCUUCCCAAACUGGAUCGAGGCCCUGACACUCAAGCUGAUUCGGAGGCUACUUCCCAACGACCGGCAACAGGGGUUACGGCAGCUCAACCGGCACCGAGUCAGAUUCCAGUACGACAACGGUCAUCACAUGGUCGCACAAUUCGCCUACCAGCGCGAUUCCAGCCCUACGUGCUGUCUUAAACCAGGGAGAUGUCACAUUCCAUCAUCUUGUCACAAGGGUUAUGACAGAUAUGCGCAACAGUGUAUAGGGGGCUUAUGGCACUCCAAUGCGGGGCGCGAUUCAUGUGACGUUUGGCCACUGAACGAUGAUUCGGGAACAACGCUUGAGACGAAAUAGAACUAAACAAGAACUACCAAAAUUCCGGCUUGUGUCGAAUUUAUUAGAAAGGAUCAGAUUGCAAAACGUUUCUCCAUUACGCGGCUCCCGUAGUAUUGGAAGGAUUGUUGAGUGAGUAGGAAUAUAAGCAUUUUAUGCUUCAUUUCUGUGCUAUAACGAUACUUUCAUCAACCGAACAUAAAGAAAACUGGAAAGCUGCUGGUACUAUGCUAAAAACUUUUGUAGAAACAUUUGCCGAUGUAUAUCAUAAAAAAGCUGUUACGUCCAAUGUACAUAGUCUAAUCCUCCUCGAAGAAGAAGUAGAGCGGUUUGGUCCUGUUGACUAUCACUCAACAUAUGCAUAUGAACGCAAGCUAGGAAAUAUAAAAAACAGGCUCAUUAGAACUAAUUGUAGAUGUUUAGAACAGGAAAUUCGUAGAAUAUCGGAAAUUGAAAAUUUUACAGGAGCUCAACAAAACGAUCAACCAUUUCGUCAGCCGUUUUAUACGCAAAGAGGGCAAACUAUUACUAUGAAUGUAAGGAAAAAUUUAAAGCUGCGAAAUGAUGAUGUCAACGAUAUGUUUAUGACCACCAAAAACGUAAUUUUCAAAUUUGUUACAGUAAGACAAGAGGAGGACAAGUUGAUGAUAUUUGGAAAAAUGUUUCCUCGUAUUUUCGAAUAUUUUGACGAGCACAUUUCUUCCACGAAGCUACAUAUAUACUCUGUUUAUAAAGAUGAUUUGAAAAAUGACGAGGUUGUAUUAGAAUGCCCUGAUGUCAAACUUAAAUUUGCUAGAACUAUAUAAGAAGCUGAAGGAGAUAUGGUAUUAUUUCCAUUA
Messenger RNA from Anopheles merus, 6793 nucleotides. RefSeq lists its product as uncharacterized. Lineage: Eukaryota; Metazoa; Arthropoda; Insecta; Diptera; Culicidae. Gene Ontology annotation, biological process: DNA integration. The record is from RefSeq and is a predicted model, not a curated record. The transcript is spliced from 3 exons. Gene Ontology annotation, molecular function: nucleic acid binding. The coding region runs from base 1565 to 5818 and encodes 1417 amino acids.